GAAAUCAUAUUUAGGAAUUAACAUAGCCAUUAAUUCACAAUAAUGUAAAUAGUGCCAUUUCCGGGAUUUUCUCGAUUCUUGUGUUUAUUUGUCUUUUCUGCUCCAUUGACGUCAACAUGACACUAAGGGACAAUGUGAAUGUUAUUAUAUGUAUUCUCGAUCAGGGAUCAUAGCUUUAUAGUGUCAGGUCCUUUAGGAUUGACGGUGUGACACAACAAAACUUUUAUUAUGUUCCGAAGACUGCAAGACUGGCUCGACCCCAAACGGGUUAGCAGACUGAGCGUCAGUGAUGGCGACGAGUUGCUUCCCCUGACUGAAUCCGAUCUGGAAGUCAUGUCGGAAACUGAAACUGCGGUAAACAACGGAACUGCAAAUGGGACCCAUAUGAAUGGGAAAAUGUCCAUAAAACCCAAACCCAUGCAUAUGGACGAGGAGUCCCAAAGAGACACCCGAUGUGGCUUUGGAUCUUAUUCACCAAACUGUCUUCAGAAAUUCAACAACCCUAAGGCUCUGUUGUUUUUUCUCUGCGCUUUUUGUAUGUUACAAGGUUUUGUUGUGAACGGUGUAAAUAAUGUGAACACUACGUCCAUAGAACGUCGCUUUGAGCUGCCUAGUUCUCGGGUGGGCACCAUUUCCAGUGCUUAUGACGUCUCAGCAGCCAUUCUUGGCAUUAUCAUCUCUUACUUUGGUUCCGGCAAAAACAAAUCGCGUAUGGUUGCAUUUUCCUGUCUCAUCAUGUCGCUGGGAUCUUUUAUCAUGGCUCUACCGCAUUUUUCAACAGGACUGUAUCAGUAUGGUCAAAACUUGGCGGAAUCUUGUCGAGAUCCUGUUGCCGCAGCGCUCGCCGAGAACUCCUGCUCCUCGGACUCGGAGAACCACCUACAGAGAUACCUGUACGUGUUUCUACUGGGGCAGACCCUUCACGGUAUCGGGGGCACCACCCUGUAUAUUGUGGGCGUGGCUCUUAUUGAUGACAGCGUACCGUCCACCGCUUCCCCGUUAUAUGUUGGUAUAAUGUACUCGUUUGCCACCCUUGGGCCCGCGCUGGGUUACGUGAUAGGCGGACAGCUGCUGAAUCUGUAUGUGGAUUUCCAUGAGGUAGACAGCGUAUCGAUAACAACAGAUGACCCACGAUGGGUAGGCGCCUGGUGGGUGGGGUUUGCAUUUGCCUCUGUUCUCUUCUUGAUUGUCUCAAUUCCAAUAUUUGGCUACGGGAAAGAAUUACCAACGGCACAGCACGUGCGGGAAACUCGUGUGACUGAAACUCACACCGACAAUACGUCAGAACAAGUUGUGAAAGAGCUGGGGAAGUCAGUCAAAGACAUGCCUCGAUCUUUUUGGCUGCUAGUUAAAAACCCAGCCUUUUUGUUUAUCACGUUAGCCGGAACUUUUGAAGGAUUUUCCACCUCAGGAAUGGCAACAUUUCUACCGAAGUUGAUUCAGAACCAGUUUGGUACUUCCGCUGCCUGGGCAGCCAUAUUGGGAGGCCUAAUAGCAGUACCUGGGGCCGCAGGGGGACAGUUUGUUGGCGGAAUGAUUUGUAAGAGGUGGAAGCUGAAGGUGCGGGGCAUGCUCCGUCUGAACGUCAUCGUCUGCGUCAUCGCACUACUUUUGGACGCUGUCAUCUGGGUCAGAUGUGAUCUGCAAGAUAUCGCAGGUGUCAGUGUUGGAUAUGUUAAAGGAGAGCCUCAGAAAGGCCUUACGUCACCAUGUAACAGCAACUGUUCGUGUACCACAGAGAUGUAUGAGCCUGUGUGUAGUGAGCUAGGUGUUCAGUAUUUCUCACCUUGUCAUGCCGGAUGUUCCGGGAAAGUUGGUGCCGAUGACACUUAUUCAAACUGCACCUGUGUGUCUACAGACAAUUUCAAUUUUUCCAGUCUACCAGUGUCAUUUGUACCGGGUGCCGUAAAGAAGGGCAAAUGUAACUCUGAUUGCAUGAAAAUGUAUAUAUUCCUGCCUGUCCUUCUUUUAUCCAUCUUUUUCCGAUUCGUGGAAUCCCCUCCAUCAGUGGCGAUCACGCUGAGGUGCAUACACGAUAGUCAACGCACGUUUGCGCUAGGUAUACAGUGGUUUAUAGGCAGGCUACUGGGUACAGUGCCUGGUCCAAUAUUCUUCGGAGCUGUGAUAGACAGUACAUGUUUAGUUUGGCAAGAGAAAUGCAACGAGAAAGCGUCAUGUUGGAUUUACGACAAUUUAGCUCUUAGUCGAAACUUUUUCUUUAUAUUGAUCAUUGUGAAGAUUUUAGCAGCGAUCAUGUUUGGUUUAGCGUAUAAGUUUUAUAAUCCUCCAGUGGAAAAGGUGCCACAGACUUCCGUUUCUGUAAAUCAUACGACAGAAAAUGGGAUCGGUUCUCCCAAACAGGAAAAUGAAUAUGUGUCCGACAGCUCUGAAGAUACGAGAACUACCACGAUGUGAGGGGUCGUUUGUCAACUACCAUGAUGUGAGGGGUACCAUGAUGUGAGGGGUAGUUUAUCAACUACCAUGAUGUGAAAUGUUGUUUAUAAUUCUUUUAUUAUGCAGUGUGUUCGUGGAUGUAAUAAUAUUUUGUUUUCUGCAUGCUGGUCCAUGCAGAAAUGUGUUCACCAGAUUAUUUAUGAAGAAUAGCUAUGUGCAUAAUUGACUUUUUCUUGUCUAACUUUGUGAUAUAUUAAUAGAUCACUCAUUCAAAACGGUCUCGUUACGGUGCAUUCUGCUUGCUCUGUGAUACUGAAAAAGGUUGAAAUGUUGUAGAUCGCAAUAAAACAAAUUCCUGUAUUAAUGUCUUGCGACUAUACUCUGCGAGAUUUUCUUCAGUGGUGCAUAUAUAUAUAUAUAGAUAGAUAAUGAAUACUCAUGCGACAAAAUUUUGUCGUUGUAUUACAACCCUCUACUUAUCCUUAAUCUUAAAAUAUUCUUCCGCCCAGUUUGUUAAGUGCCUAAAAUGUUAAGGUUACCAUUACAAAUUUUUUUGAAGGUGCUGGCUUCACGGUGUGUAGAUUAUUUCAUAAGUCAAGUUGAGUAUAGACAACCCAUGUAUAUUUAUAUGUUUAUUCAGGGAAUAAAUAUCCAUGUUGUUUGCAUUAUAAAGGGUAUGCAAAUAAUGUUUAAAUUAACUAAUACUGUCAUUGCUUAUAAUAUAAACAAUCUCGACAUUUUUCCUUAGAUUUUUAUUUUUGUAAAAUAUAGACAUGAUAGAUUUUUAGGCUCCAAAUAAUUUUCUAUACAUGCAAAGCUCUUGAUGAUCCUGAAUGAGAGUUAAUAAAUCUUGCACCGGCAAAGAGUUAUGCAUAAAGAUUGAUGGAUGUAAUUAAAUGUUCAUGUAUGAUGAAAUGUUUAUUUUUGUAAUAAAAUAUUUGAUAUCUUUUCA
This is a messenger RNA of Ostrea edulis (European flat oyster), 3346 nucleotides long. Its product is annotated as solute carrier organic anion transporter family member 4C1-like. The record is from RefSeq and is a predicted model, not a curated record. The coding region runs from base 229 to 2415 and encodes 728 amino acids. Gene Ontology annotation, molecular function: protein binding. Gene Ontology annotation, biological process: transmembrane transport; sodium-independent organic anion transport. NCBI's taxonomy places the organism in Eukaryota, Metazoa, Mollusca, Bivalvia, Ostreida, Ostreidae. Gene Ontology annotation, cellular component: membrane. The transcript is spliced from 12 exons.